Molecule: messenger RNA, 1669 nt
Organism: Cannabis sativa
Lineage: Eukaryota; Viridiplantae; Streptophyta; Magnoliopsida; Rosales; Cannabaceae
Exons: 2
Coding region: 569-1390 (273 amino acids)
Source: RefSeq, a predicted model, not a curated record
UUGAAGCAUUUAAAAUAAAAUUUCCCUAAUAAAAAUAAAAACGGUGAGAUUAGUCAUAGCUGCCAUCCCGCAUAAAAUUUGCUCAGUUGACAUCUAUAAGUUGUUUUUCCUUUAUAUAUUUUAGUAAUAGACAGGUACAGCUAGAUCUUCGGAACUAUUAUGUAGGUGUUGGUGGUGGUGCAAAUGUCACUGAAUCUCAACCAAACCUGACAACCAACGUGUCACCGACACUUCAAAGUGUCGGCAACGCAACCUUCCCUAACUCAAACCUUUUCCAAAACAACCUGUCCGACACACUAAAUCCCCUUAAAAAAAAGUUAAAAAAUUAAAAAACAAAUCUUUCCACCCUCAACAAAUCUCAUACAUCAAUUUUAAUUUAUAACAUAUUAUUCUCCACAUUUCCCUCAUCACCAUCCAUACUAUUCCUCACCCAUAUUAGUAAUCCAUCUCUUUCUAUUUCCCCACUUUUUUCUUCUUCCUUACACCAAUUUUAUUUUCGACCACCACCGCCGAAAAAAAAAAGCUGAGGCGACGAAACGACGUCGUUUGAUUAAGUCCACAAAAAUAUAUGGCGCCUCGUUUCUUCGCCUGCUUUGGGAAACGUGGUUCGUCAACCUCGGCGGUUGAGAGCAGUGGAGGCGGUGGUGGUACUGCUGACGUGGCGGUGGAAGAGCAAAGGCGAGGUGGGGCCGUCCUGGUGGAGUUGUUCUCGUCACAAGGUUGUGCCACGUCGCACGAGGCGGAGCUGUUGAUGUCGAGGCUUGGGAGAGGGGAUUUUAAUGAGAUGGGCCUUCCGCCGGUGCUGGUUUUGGCCCAUCAUGUGGAUUAUUGGGACUAUAAAGGGUGGAAGGAUCCAUACGGGUCCAGUCUUUCUACGGUUAGGCAAAAGGCCUUUGUGGAGGCCCUUAAUCUUGAUACCAUGUUUACGCCCCAGGUGGUGGUCCAGGGUUCGGCCCAUUGUGUUGGGAAUGACGAGAAUGCCUUGCUGGGUUUGAUUAAGGGUGCAGCUAGAUACCCUGCUCCCUCGUUCCAGGCGAAUUUCCAAAGGCAAGCAGACACCUUGCAAGUCUCUCUAACAGGUGCAUUGAGGACAAAGGUUGACAGCCAAGGCGCAAAUGUGAUGGUGGCCUUGUACGAAAAUGGUUUGGUGACUGACUGCCCGAGGGGGGAGAACAAAGGCCGCGUCUUGUCCAAUGACUUUGUGGUUAGAAAAUUCGAAAAACUUUGUACUGUGAAAGAUAUCUCAGCGAAGAAGUCAGUAUCUGGAACGGUCAAUUUCCCUCUAUGGGAAGGAUUCAAUGGAAGCAAAUGUAGCUUGGCUGUGUUUGUUCAGAGUACUUCUCACCAAGUAUUUGGAUCCCAGAACAUUGAAUUACCAAACGACAUGUGAAAUUCAUCAACUCCAACUCUUUUCAUAUAGGUCAUUGUUAUGUACAGAAUCAUGUGUUUCUCUGUAGGAUAUUGAUUUUUUAUUGUAUUUUUAAUUCUCUUCAUUAUGUUAUUUUGGAGAUGGUGAGGAUGAUGGUCUUUCCAGAUUGGUUGGUUUAGGGGACGGAGAAAGAAAUUUGCUUUAUUCUUGAUAAUUUGAGAUGUGAUUGAACUACUAUUGUUUUUUAUUUCCUAAAUUUGAAGAGUAAUGAAGAAUUGAGAUGCACUAGUGAUUUCUAUC